ACAAAAAAUUCUAAGUAUUAUAUAAAAGCGCAUGUAACAAUCGAGUCAUUUGGAUUAAAAAUGGUUGUUGCGAAAGAUCUUGACAAAAUUCUUGAAGAAAAAUUUACGAGUACCUUUAGGAAAGGCUACGUAAGCAUCAAUGGCCACACAUUUCCUAAAAGAUAUGAAGAUUUAAAAGAUGAUUUUGACAAUUUGGAAGUGGGUGAAGAAGACAUCUGGAUAUGCAGCUUCCCAAAAACUGGAACAACAUGGACACAAGAAAUGGUUUGGAUGAUUGUCAAUAAUCUCGAUUUCAAGGGGGGUGAAGUGAAUUUGGGAAUUCGGUCCCCUUUUUUGGAGUUGUCCAUUAUUUUUGAUUAUCGUGAUAUGUUGAAAAACAAUUCCAAUUUCGAUCCACCGAUGUUCCUUCAAAAUUCUCUCGGUUUUGUCAAGUCACUGAAAAGCCCAAUUUGCAUGAAAACCCACUUCCCUUAUGAAUGUCUUCCGAAAGAAAUACGAGAUGGUCACAAAAGUCCCAAAAUUAUUUACGUGGCACGUGACCCUAAAGACACCUGCAUCUCCUACUUCCACCACUGCAAACUCAUGGAAGGUUUCAAGGGCGAUUUUGAUGAAUUUUGCGAAUUAUUUUUGGCCGGGAAAGUGAAUUUUGGACCGUUUUGGAAGCACGUUUUGACCUACUGGGAGAAGAGAAACUCGCCAAAUUUUCUUUUCCUCAAAUAUGAAGAUAUGAAGAAAGACCUUUCGAAAGUGAUAAGACAAGUGGCCGAGUUCUUGGAACGUCCACUAAGUGAAGAAAAAGUCGAAAUUUUGACCAAACAUUUGAGUUUUGAGUCGAUGAAGAAUAAUCCGGCUGUUAAUUACGGAAUGGUUUGUGAAUUGAACAAGAAAUUUAAGUUGAUCGAACAUGACGGUGUUUUCAUGAGAUCGGGGAAAGUUGGAGGUCACAAAGAGGUGAUGUCGGAGGAAAUGAUUCGGAAAUUUGAUGAGUGGACUAAGAGGAAUAUUCAAGGAACCGAUUAUGUAAUCUGAUGUAAAAUUUGGUGUUAAAUAAAGAGA
Messenger RNA from Tribolium madens (black flour beetle), 1056 nucleotides. RefSeq names its product luciferin sulfotransferase-like. Gene Ontology annotation, molecular function: sulfotransferase activity. Gene Ontology annotation, cellular component: cytoplasm. The transcript has 4 exons. The record is from RefSeq and is a predicted model, not a curated record. Gene Ontology annotation, biological process: sulfation. NCBI's taxonomy places the organism in Eukaryota, Metazoa, Arthropoda, Insecta, Coleoptera, Tenebrionidae. Bases 61 to 1029 code for a protein of 322 amino acids.